UGAUGUGGUGUGAAAGGGAGUUUUCACUGGAGUGUGCAGCGCGGAUGGUAAACUGACUUAAUGAUGUAUUCAGCCAUUUGCAGUUCAGAGUUUGAAGUUUGGAUCAAGAAUGAAUGAAUGUGGUCUGAGGAUAUUUUAUGUUAGCGGAGAGGAAGGGGCCAGGAAGCCACCGCUGGCCAGCUGCUGCAAAGCAAAAAUCAGCAUUCACAGAGUGAAAUUGUGUAUAAAAGAGGCCUGCUGACCAGGGAAGAGUGGAGAAGACACAGCGGAAGGAGCAUCAUGGACCUUGCUGCGACAGUGAUCUUGGCAGGGCUAAUCUUAGCUCUGCUGUGGCUGCUGAGGGUAAAAAACAGCAGGAAGUAUCACUUGCCUCCAGGACCUGCUGCACUUCCUCUCAUAGGAAACCUGCCACAGCUGGAAAAAAGAACACCUUUCAAGAGCUUUGUCAAAUUCAGUGAAAUCUAUGGUCCUGUGAUGACGUUGUACCUGGGCUGGCAGCGGACGGUUGUUCUGGUGGGAUAUGACGCAGUCAAGGAGGCUCUAGUGGACCAGGCAGAUGACUUCACGGGCAGAGGGCCGCUGCCGUUUCUGAUGAAAGCAACAGAGGGCUAUGGUUUGGGGAUCAGCAACGGCGAGCGCUGGCGCCAGCUGCGACGUUUCACACUGUCAACCCUGAGAGACUUUGGGAUGGGACGCAAAGGGAUGGAAGAGUGGAUCCAAGAGGAGAGCAGACACUUGAUAGCCCGCAUAAAUACAUUCAAAGCCAAGCCGUUUGACCCCACCUUCCUGUUGAGCUGCACUGUGUCCAAUGUGAUCUGUUGCAUGGUGUUCAGCCAACGCUUCAGCUACGACGACAAGAAGUUCCUGCACCUCCUCAGCAUGAUAAAUGGGGUUUUGAAGUUCAAUAGCAGCUUUUUGGGUCAGAUGUACAACAUCUUUCCCUGGCUCAUGGAGCAUCUGCCCGGACCCCAGCACACUAUGUUCGCUCACAUUAAGGAGCUGAGAGAGUUUGUCAAGAUGAAGAUCCAGGAGCACAAAGACACACUGGACCCCAGCUCCCCAAGAGACUAUAUUGACUGCUUUCUCAUCCGAAUGGAUCAGGAAAAGGACAUUCCCACAACUGAGUUCCACAAUGAAAACUUGGUGUCAACAGUGAUGAAUCUUUUCCUGGCAGGAACGGAAACCACAAGCUCCACCCUCAGAUAUGCCCUCAGUGUGCUGAUCAAAUACCCCAACAUUCAGGAGAAAAUGCAGCAGGAGAUUGACUCUCUGAUUGAACAUGAACGUUGUCCAAAAAUGGAGGACAGGAAGUCCCUCCCCUUCACAGAUGCAGUCAUCCACGAGGUGCAGCGUUUUCUGGACAUAGUCCCCUUCGGUCUCCCUCAUUAUGCACUCCAGGACAUCUCGUUCAGGGGUUAUACAAUCCCCAAGGGCACUGUGAUAUUCCCCUUGUUGCACUCUGUGCUGAAAGAGGAAAAGCAAUGGCAAACUCCCUGGUCUUUCAACCCUGACCACUUCCUGGACCAGAAUGGCAACUUCAAGAAAAAUCCUGCGUUUCUGCCAUUUGCUGCAGGGAAGAGAGCCUGCGUUGGCGAGUCCCUUGCUCGUAUGGAGCUUUUUCUCUUCCUGGUGUCGCUGCUGCAGCAUUUCACCUUUUCCUGCCCUGAAGGCCCUGACGGUAUGACCCUCAUUCCAGAGUACAGUGGCUUUGCCAAUAUGCCUCGCAGGUACCAGCUCAUGGCCACAGCGCGGUGAAAAGAGGAUCUCCACUCAGACAGCUGGACGACUGUGCAAACCUGCACGGCUUUAUUGUGACACAGCAACGUUUUCGAGCAGUUGAUGCCUCUUGUUACCUGGCUGAUACAGCAAACAGGCCCAUCAGACUCAAAAUUUAAGGAACAGAUUCUCUCCCAGUGUAAUUCUGAAUAAUGUAUUUUGGUUUGGUUGGUUUUCCAUGUAUUUUCUCUUUGGUGUGAAUGUUAAUAAACUCUGUGAACGUGUU
Scatophagus argus is the source of this 2002-nucleotide messenger RNA. RefSeq names its product cytochrome P450 2F3-like. Bases 280 to 1755 code for a protein of 491 amino acids. Gene Ontology annotation, biological process: xenobiotic metabolic process. The transcript has 10 exons. Gene Ontology annotation, cellular component: intracellular membrane-bounded organelle; cytoplasm. Gene Ontology annotation, molecular function: oxidoreductase activity, acting on paired donors, with incorporation or reduction of molecular oxygen, reduced flavin or flavoprotein as one donor, and incorporation of one atom of oxygen; iron ion binding; heme binding. The record is from RefSeq and is a predicted model, not a curated record. NCBI's taxonomy places the organism in Eukaryota, Metazoa, Chordata, Actinopteri, Scatophagidae.